AUGUUUGUUCCCUUGCCGGUGCCGUUCGUGUUUCAGAGAAGUGCUCCUGACCUCAACGCCUGGCGUCUUAAGUCCCCGCUGGCUCUCCGCUCCAACUCCGAUAUCAGGAUGUCAAAGCCAAUCGAGGUUGAGAAGCUGGGGGCUGACUCUCCAAUGGAGGGCACAGAUUCAGAGCGAAAUGGUCCUGAAUCAAACCAUCAGGCUCAGUCAAUGAAAGUCCCCCCUUUCUCUCUUUCACCAAACCUGACUGGUAGCAAGAGUAACAUGGACGAGUGUCGUGAGAUGUCUCCGGCUCUCCCCCCGUCCCACGGCCCGACCCCCUCCCAGACCGCCAUGCACCACACGCAGCUCAUGCUGACGGGUUCCCAGCUUGCAGGGGACAUCCAGCAGCUGUUGCAGCUGCAGCAGUUGGUGCUGGUGCCAGGCCACCCCCUCCAGUCCCCCGCCCACUUCCUCCUGCCCCAGACCCAACAGGGCCCUCAAGGACUCCUGUCACAAAAUCUAAUUUCGCUAUCUCAGCAAAACCAAGGGGGCAUGCUGUCCACCCACAGCCGGCUGGGGAUGCAGGCACAGAGGGAUAAAGGUGUGGAGGUCGGUGGGGCGGGAGGCGGGGGCAGUUCGAGCUCCGUGACCCCUCACCCCGAGGAGCCCAGUGACCUGGAGGAGUUGGAGCAGUUUGCCCGCACCUUCAAGCAGAGACGCAUCAAGCUUGGCUUCACACAGGGGGACGUAGGUCUGGCCAUGGGGAAGCUGUAUGGAAACGACUUCAGCCAGACCACCAUCUCCCGCUUCGAGGCCCUCAACCUGAGCUUCAAGAACAUGUGCAAACUCAAGCCGCUGCUGGAGAAGUGGCUCAAUGACGCAGAGACCAUGUCCAUGGACAGCACCCUGCCCAGCCCCAGCUCCAUGUCCUCCCCCUCGGGCCUGGGCUUUGAGGGUCUGCCCGGCCGCCGCAGGAAGAAGAGAACCAGCAUCGAGACCAACGUCCGCGUGGCCCUGGAGCGCGCCUUCAUCACGAACCAGAAGCCUACCUCAGAGGAGAUCCUGCUGAUCGCCGAGCAGCUCAACAUGGAGAAGGAGGUGAUCCGCGUGUGGUUCUGCAACCGCCGCCAGAAGGAGAAGCGCAUCAACCCGUCCAGCGCCACCCCGCCCCUGCCCAGCCAGCCCCCCACGGCCCAGGCCACGCACAAGACCCCCUGCUACAGCCCCCACAUGAUGUCCAGCCAGCUGUCCCAAGCCGUGACGAGUCUGAGCAGCACACCAGUAGUGUCCACCAUGUCCUCCAUGUGCCCCCUGACCUCCAGCCUCAGCUCCACCCACCCCUCCCUAAGCUCCACCCACUCCAUCUUGAGCUCAGCCCACCCAUCUUUAAGCUCCGCCUCCUCCCCAGUGACUCCUCCCCCUGCACCUCCACGCAGCACCUCGAGCCCAGCCAUCCCCAGCCAAAGCACACUCAACAUCAACGCAGGCUUAUGGCGCAUGGGUAAAAAGAACGGUGACCUGUCUAACUACAUCACCGAUUUUGCUGCAAACUUGAGGAACACUGUGAUGGGAGUUAACACAGGGCUGAACCAAGCUCUCCUGGGUAACAAUCCCCUGGCCACUAUCCAAGCCCUAGCAGCCAGUGGUGGCCAGCUGCCGCUUUCCAGUCUUGAGAGUGCCAGCAAGAUGCUGUUGGGGUGCGCUCAGGGUCAGGGAGGGGGGCUCCCUUCCUCCCUCUUCCUCAACCACCCCGCCCUGCUCCACAUGGGCCAGAACCCCGGAUUGGUCAGCUCAGCCCUGGCCAAAGCCUCCCACUCCUCCCUCUCCUCCCACUUCCCCUCUGCCAGCAGCAUCAGCCCCACCCUCUGCUCCCCCUCCCCUUGCUCGAGCCCUGCCUCUUCCUGCUCCUCCAGUGAGAUGGCGCACAGCCCGCCCUCUCUGGGAGGGGCCAAGAUUGAGUGACCUCGCCAAAGGUCAAUCAGAGAGGAGAAGGGGUUAGGAGGAGGUAAAAGGAGGAGGAGGAGGAGGAGGAA
Molecule: messenger RNA, 2015 nt
Organism: Gadus chalcogrammus (walleye pollock)
Lineage: Eukaryota; Metazoa; Chordata; Actinopteri; Gadiformes; Gadidae
Gene: pou2f2b
Product: POU class 2 homeobox 2a
Exons: 15
Coding region: 1-1944 (647 amino acids)
Biological process (GO): regulation of transcription by RNA polymerase II
Cellular component (GO): nucleus
Molecular function (GO): DNA-binding transcription factor activity, RNA polymerase II-specific; RNA polymerase II cis-regulatory region sequence-specific DNA binding
Source: RefSeq, a predicted model, not a curated record